This is a messenger RNA of Clunio marinus, 243 nucleotides long. The record is from the annotation of a GenBank genome assembly. Lineage: Eukaryota; Metazoa; Arthropoda; Insecta; Diptera; Chironomidae.
AUGAAACGCAAAUCAAGUGAAUAUCUAAAUAAAUUUCUUGUAACUUUAAUUCGAAAAAGAAAUGAUAAAAUCACAGAAAUUCCAUUGCUGCUAGUACUCAUAGGUUUGCAUACUAAGGAAAUUCCUAUUAGAAAUUGCUCAAUUUCGUCUUUUUGGAUCUUCGAUGCAAUUGAAGAAAAUCAAUUUCUUGAUCUUAAAUCAACAGAAAGUCAACUUGUUGACAGACUUCUAUGUGCACUUUGA